GAAGCAGUUCAACUGUGGAAGUCUGAAACGAAGCUUCUCUCUCUUCCGUGGUUUCUUUGACUUCAAAAAAAUGGCCGGUCAUGGCAAGAUCUUUUCUCUGAAAUUGCAUACUUUGAUCUUUGACUUUCGUCUCAUAUAAAAAAGGGCAAUACUUUCGUCUUGUUUAGUAUUCAGAUUCCGUGCUCUCUAUGCUCAAUUGCUCCUAUUGUUCCUUUGGUUGUUCAUUUCCAAUAACUUCAUAUCCCCACUGAUCAGGCUACAAUGCGUGCACCAUCACUGCUUGCACAAUGCUUGCCUGGGUUGGUACCCCAUGAGCGGGGAAGUCAGAGCAUUUCCACCAUUUCUGAAAGAGAGAUGCAUCUCGUUUCACCAGCUGUUGAGAUUAUCCCAUCGAAGACAGCUAACCCUUAUAAGUAUGCUGGAGAGAAUGUAGAUAUGCAAGGACUCAAUGUGUUCAAGGGAAGAGUUAGUGUUUCUGAUAUAAUUGGGUUUACUGGUUCAGAAAUGAUUUCUUCAAAAGCUGAUGGAUCUCUUAAAUCUUGGGACAGCUCAAUUGAUCUUGUUAAUAUCCUUAAGCAUGAAAUUCGUGAUGACCAGUUGAGCUUUAGAGGCAGAAGGGUACUCGAGCUCAGUUGCAGGUAUGGACUUGCUGGGAUUUUUGCUUGCCUUAAGGGAGCUUCUACAGUUCAUUUUCAAGAACUCAAUGCAGAAACCAUAAGAUGCACAACUAUCCCUAAUGUCCUAGCUAAUCUUGAGCAAGCUCGGGACAGGCAAAGCCGACAGCCAGAGAGUCCCCUGACUCCAUCCAGGCAAAUUCUGGCCCCAGCAGUGCAUUUUUAUGCUGGGGAUUGGGAAGAGCUCCCCACUGUCUUAUCUGUUGUGAGAAAUGAUGGAUUUGAAGUGCCAAUAGGGCCGAGCUUCUUUGAGGAUGAUUUUAUGGAUGGGUGUUGUAGUCAAGAUGGCAGCAUUGCAGGCCAUGAGUCUUUCUCGAGGAGAUCAAGGAAGCUUUCAGGAAGCCGGGCAUGGGAUAGGGUGGGUGAAACAGACCAAGGAGAAGGUGGGUAUGAUGUUAUUCUGAUGACGGAGAUCCCAUACUCAAUGACCUCUUUGAAGAAACUAUAUGCACUCAUAAAAAAGUGCCUGAGGCCUCCAUAUGGAGUACUAUUCUUGGCCACAAAAAAGAACUAUGUUGGCUUCAACAGCGCAGCUCGCCACCUAAGAAGUCUGGUAGAUGAAGAUGGCAUUUUUGGAGCCCAUUUACUCAAAGAAAUGACCGAUAGAGAGAUAUGGAAGUUCUUUUUCCGAUGAACAUACAGAAAACAACUGUAAGAUAUACUAUAAUUUAGGUCUCAUUUAUUCAACAUUAACCCUUUUGUACAAUGUCACAUGUCACAUGUCUUUAUUACUUUUUUCCAGUUAGUAUGAAGAGUCAAUUGAAAAGAAUAGUUGGCGGGCUUCUAUUUGUCCUGCCAAUCCUUGUGUAUUCUUUUUUCCUUUUUCAAGAUUGUUCUAUGUUAAGUUGCAAAAAUCGAAAGAUUUAGCGACUCCUAAAUUUAUAUUAUGAUUAAAACUUUUAUACGUA
Messenger RNA from Cornus florida, 1582 nucleotides. RefSeq lists its product as uncharacterized. Bases 262 to 1308 code for a protein of 348 amino acids. The transcript has 8 exons. NCBI's taxonomy places the organism in Eukaryota, Viridiplantae, Streptophyta, Magnoliopsida, Cornales, Cornaceae. The record is from RefSeq and is a predicted model, not a curated record.